GUCCAGAUUGCGAUGAGAGAAAGUCACACGUAUGAAGAACUCUAAACGGAAACUAACUGAGGUCAAACUUUAAAACAAGCCUGACGGGCUUUUCUCGUAGAGCUCGCAAAUCACGCCUUUAAGCGCGUUCGUGCCAAGGGUUUAUUUCAGACGUGAUUUUGCCACGUUUGAAAAGGAUGUUCAUCUGAGGGCACAGGAGCGCGCAGAGGUGGGAGGCUUACUGAGGGGACCGUGCUCGCUCACGCGUGCUCUGACUCGAGCGGCUCUCGGCUGUGUCACCGCGCUGCCUCUGCCUGCCUAAACGGUAUAAUUAGCCGGUUCCGAUCAGUCGUCCCUGGGCCAUUUCACAGAGUUCGUCUGCCCGUGCUUCCGUUCUCUCCGCCGAUAUCAGCAGCGGCUAUGUGUGAGUAAAAAGCCAGCCAGGCUCCCCGCAGCAGCAAGAGGUGUCUCCAGACAUGGACCGGAUAGGAGUGUCAUUCCUGGACCCGCUGGAUGACUACGAGCUCAUCCACAGGAUUGGGUGCGGCACCUACGGAGAUGUUUUCAAGGCUCGAAACAUCAGGACGUCUGAACUGGCAGCUAUCAAGAUUGUCAAGCUCGACUCAGGUGAUGACAUCACCCCCAUCCAGCAGGAGAUUACCAUGAUGAAGGAGUGCAAGCACAAAAACAUCGUGGCCUACUUUGGGAGCUACCACAGAAACACCAAGCUGUGGAUCUGCAUGGAGUACUGCGGUGGAGGCUCCCUGCAGGAUAUCUACCAUGUGACGGGUCCACUGAAGGAGAAGCAGAUAGCAUUUGUGUGCAGGGAAACUCUCCAGGGCCUGUAUCACUUGCACGAAACUGGCAAAAUGCACAGGGACAUAAAGGGAGCCAAUAUCCUUUUGACCGAGCGUGGAGAUGUGAAACUGGCUGAUUUUGGAAUCGCAGCAGAGAUCAGUGCCUCUGUGGCCAAGAGGAAGUCAUUUAUUGGAACUCCUUACUGGAUGGCUCCAGAGGUGGCUGCGGUGGAGAAGAAGGGUGGCUAUAACCACCUGUGUGAUAUCUGGGCCGUCGGCAUCACUGCCAUCGAGCUGGCAGAGCUGCAGCCGCCCAUGUUUGACCUGCACCCAAUGAGAGCGCUGAUGCUGAUGUCCAAGAGCAGCUUCCAGCCUCCAAAACUUAAGGACAAAGCCAAGUGGUCUGCUGGCUUCCAUAGCUUUGUGAAGAUGUCUCUCAUUAAAAGCACUCGUAAGCGGCCCUCAGCUGAGACACUGCUGCAGCAUCCGUUUGUGACACAGCUGUUGACCCGUAACUUGAUCAUUGAGCUGCUGGACAUGGCCAACAACCCCGAGCUCCACACUCCCCACACAAACACCAUGGAUGACAUUGAGCUGGAGGUUGGGGUAAUGGCUCCUGACAAGAUUCAGUCAGCAGGGAAACACCUGCCUGUGGAAAGGACACCGUCUGAACAACAAUUUGACCAGGUGAAGUUUGGGCCUCCGCUGAGGAAAGUGACAGAGCCUUAUCCUGACUUGGCCUGUUAUGAUGACUGGAGUCUGUCUGGAGAUGAAGGAGGCUCACCGAGCCUGUUGGAAUGUGUGGAGCAAGCUCUCGAGCUGAGGAGUUUAACCAUCAAGAGAGUGCCAUGUGCUGAUGGAGGCAGAAAGAGCAGUGUCUUCAGUCCGUCUACGGCCUCACUGCCAGCCUUCAGCUCUUUGACUCCCAGCACAGAGGACAAAGAUCUUACACCGAGACCGACCUGUACACUGGGCCCCGACAGCGCUGUCACAGCCGACUCCACCACAG
This is a messenger RNA of Maylandia zebra (zebra mbuna), 1785 nucleotides long. Lineage: Eukaryota; Metazoa; Chordata; Actinopteri; Cichliformes; Cichlidae. The record is from RefSeq and is a predicted model, not a curated record.